AGCCGCUCACCUUUCGCAAAAAUCGAUCGAUUGUCGGCGUUUGGCAGACAACUCAAGCGAGGAGAUAAUCAUGAAACCAAUAAGCUUUCAGAAAUAUAAUUAAUAUACUCUAGGAGAUUCCACGAUACACAUUCCGCACCCGAUAAGCCAUCCAACAAUGUAGGUUGGAAGGAUAUCCCUUCCUCACAAUCGGUGCCUUAUUUUCCCAGGCCUAGCAUUAUCAUCGCGCAAGUGCUGUAAAAAUGUUUCAAGGAACUGAAACUGCAUCCAGCGUCACUUCGGAAUAUGCAUAUUCACCGUCCCAGCACGAAAGUGUUCAGCCAUCGUCGCUCAUGCAUUCCGUCCGGGAUCAAGAACGCAUUGACGGCGUCCGUUUUGUAUGGAACUGCUGGCCGUUUGACAAGGAGGACAUGGCCAAACUGAUCCUUCCACUGGGCGUGUUCCACACUCCUAUAAAACCGCGUUUCGACAUUCCGCCGUUCCGCUAUGAACCCGUAUAUUGUGCGAAAUGCCGCGCAGUGUUGAAUCCAUUCUGUCAGGCUGAUUUUCGGUCCAAAGGAUGGAUUUGCUGUUUCUGCGCUAACCGAAAUACGUUUCCUCCACAAUAUGCAGGAGCAAGCGAACAGCAACGGCCAGCCGAAUUAAUGGGAAAUUUUACUACCAUGGAAUACAUUUCAUCACGCCCAGUGAUGCCGCCCAUUUAUCUGUUCGUACUGGACACUUGCUUGGACAACGAAGAACUGUUCGCUCUCAAGGACGCAGUGGUGCAAGCCCUGUUGUCUCUACCAAAAAGCACUCUCGUGGGACUGAUUACGUUCGGCCGCACCGUCGCAAUACACGAUCUCAGCAUGGACAUCAUCAAGCACAGCUUCAUUUUUAAGGGCACUAAAGAUAUCUCCGCAAAAGUCUUGCAGGAUCAGCUUGGAAUUGGUCGAUACUCCGGUGUGCUGCAGCCGCUCCAGCAAAUUCCCAAAAAUCAAUCCAACGAAAAAUUCCCCAAUCGAUUUCUUCAACCGCUUGAGAUCUGCGAAAAGUUCAUCGCGGACAUCAUCACAAACAUAACGUCUGACCCGUGGCCGACAGCGAUCGGCAAGCGGCCGUUGCGAUCCACGGGAGCGGCGCUGAACACGGCGGUGGGGCUGGUGGAGAACUCCUUCCCCGGAACCGGAGCGCGGAUUCUACUGUUUGUCGGCGGACCGUGCACGCAAGGUCCCGGCAUGGUGGUCGGGGAUGAAUUUAAAAUACCUAUUCGCUCGCACCACGAUCUCAUUAUGGGCAACGCUCCAUUUGUUGUGCGCGCCACGCAGUAUUAUGAAACCCUUGCUCAGCGAGCAGUAUCGAACUCACACACAAUCGACAUAUUUUCCUGUGCUUUGGAUCAAACCGGACUUCACGAAAUGAAAAGUUGCUGUAAUUUGACCGGUGGUCAGAUGUUUCUGGGCGAUAAUUUUAAUUCCCAGUUGUUUUCGCAAAACAUGCAAGUCCUUUUCAAUCCUGACCAGCAUGGCGAUCUCCCGGUUGCGCUCAAUGCCUCUGUCGAAGUCAAGGCAUCGAAAAACGUCAAAAUAUGUGGAUGUUUAGGGCCGGCUGUGCCACAGGCCAACGUACGAUCUUCAUCGGUUUCCGACAAUAAUUUCAUGGGCACGGGUGGUACUUCCGAAUGGCGAUGCUGCUGUUUACUUAACAACACCACUCUGUGCUUUGUGUUCGAGACGUCGGGACAGGAAACUAUGGUAAACCCUCAAGAGAACCAAUUUUUUAUUCAGUUUAUGACGACCUAUCAGCACGCAACUGGGCAAAAGCGGAUAAGAGUCACAACAGUCAAUCGGCGCUGGUGCGAACCAAAUAGUCCCGAUAUCGCUGCUGGAUUCGAUCAAGAAGCAGCAGCAGUUUUGAUGUCAAGGAUGGCGGUUACCCGCCUGGAGACCGAACCAUUGGGGACCGAAGUGCGGCGCUGGAUCGAUCGAACUUUAGUCAGAACGUGCAAUAGAUUUGGGAAAUACACUACGGACGAUCCGAACACUUUUGGUUUGCCGGAAAAUUUCGCGCAUUUGCCAACCACAAUUUUUCAUCUUCGCCGAUCGCAGCUUCUGCAAACGUCCAACACUAGUUUGGAUGAAAGCGCAUUUUACCGCCAUUGCGUGCUGAAGCAGGAUGUGGUGUCAGCCAAUAUCAUAAUCCAACCAGUGCUGUACGCUUAUUCAUUGCAGGGACCACCUCUUUCUGUAAUGCUGGAUUCCACUAGCCUGCAGCCAGAUAGGAUACUGUUGCUGGAUACGUUCUUUCAUAUAGUAAUUUAUCGAGGGGAGACAAUAAUGCACUGGAUAAACGCAGGUUAUGACAAAAUGCCGGAAUAUGCUAAUUUUGCUAGCCUGUUAAAAGCUCCCGUAGAGGAUGCCGAAGUGGUGCUUUCUCACCGUUUCCCAAUGCCGCGAUACGUCGUAACGGAGCAGGGUGGAUCUCAGGCGCGGUUUUUACUGUCAAAGGUCAAUCCUUCGCAAGCGCAGACUAUGGCUCCUUUCGGCUGGCAGCAGCCGCAGGAGGGUGUAACUUCGGUGUUGACAGAAGAUGUCAAUCUACAAGUCUUUAUGGAACAUUUAAGGAAACUGGCGGUUUCUAGCAGUCUUAACCACUAAUCACAACUUUAGACUGUAUAGCUAUGAUGAUUUAACUUGUUAAGUGGACAAUCGACAUUGUAGUUCGUAAAUCAAAACUGAAUGAAUCUUUUAAGCUGCUACUUAAGCAUAUAAAAAACUGUGUCAGAGUUAUGCUAUGAACGUUUUGUCCAGUAACCCGAUUUGGUUUUACCACUCUUCCCGAAGCUUUGGCCAUUGACUUGUUACCGAGUGAAAGUGUUAUUUAUGUUGUAAUAAAUUUUUGAUUCUAUUUUCAGCUUUUUGUCAAGCAGUUCCCGCGUUUAGAAUUUUCGAACCGGCUUGAAUACCGUGUAAUACGGAAUAAACCUCAAAACUUGA
Molecule: messenger RNA, 2975 nt
Organism: Paramacrobiotus metropolitanus
Lineage: Eukaryota; Metazoa; Tardigrada; Eutardigrada; Parachela; Macrobiotidae
Product: protein transport protein Sec23A-like
Exons: 16
Coding region: 243-2636 (797 amino acids)
Biological process (GO): COPII-coated vesicle budding; COPII-coated vesicle cargo loading; endoplasmic reticulum to Golgi vesicle-mediated transport
Cellular component (GO): endoplasmic reticulum exit site; COPII vesicle coat
Molecular function (GO): GTPase activator activity; zinc ion binding
Source: RefSeq, a predicted model, not a curated record